Messenger RNA from Triplophysa rosa, 5802 nucleotides. RefSeq names its product adhesion G protein-coupled receptor A1a (gene adgra1a). The transcript is spliced from 8 exons. Gene Ontology annotation, molecular function: G protein-coupled receptor activity. NCBI's taxonomy places the organism in Eukaryota, Metazoa, Chordata, Actinopteri, Cypriniformes, Nemacheilidae. Gene Ontology annotation, cellular component: plasma membrane; postsynaptic density; glutamatergic synapse. The record is from RefSeq and is a predicted model, not a curated record. The coding region runs from base 625 to 2586 and encodes 653 amino acids. Gene Ontology annotation, biological process: cell surface receptor signaling pathway; G protein-coupled receptor signaling pathway.
CGAACAUAAAUCUUAUAGGAUGAGUAAUACACGCGCACUAUUUUCAGUGGGCCUGUGGCUUUUAAGAAAUAGCAUUGAGGGGUGAAGCCCCCGAUGUCAUUCUCUAAAAUGCGUCGUUCGCGAAGGGUAGAACCCGGUAGGUUGUCUCUUUAAAUCAACGCUGCAGCGAUGUGCCCGCGAGCUCAGACGGUCACAACCAUUUCCAUCUCUGCAGUGGGGAGCGUCCACAGCGCGCGCUCAACAGCGCCUCUCACGCGACAAAUGACAUUUACUUUUCACACACUCUCCCACAGCUUGGUAGAACCCACGCGAAAGUGAAAACUUAUCAAUCGCCUUAUGAGGGAACAGGACAUUUUUGCCAGCGAAUUGGCCCACGAUGGAGUAUAUCAUUUGCGCUCGAGCUCGUCAGGUCUAUCAGAUAACGGGACGUAAAGAUGGGGUACGACACCAGUUGCUCUCUUUAAAAUAGGACCCGAGCGCUGGACAAUGACCCCCUGCAGCCUGUCGGAAUGCCGUUUCUUUCCGAGUGCACAAGGGCCACGCGACAGAUGGCCACAUCAUAAGCGACUGUGAUACUCCAUUGACACCAUUGCACUAAACCUGGACCAUAACUUUGCAGAUCUAAUGGAUUUAAAGAGGGUGUUGUCUUUCCCUCCAUAUCCAGGGGAUUAUCUGCACCCAGUGGUGUACGCCUGCACUGCAGUGAUGUUGCUUUGCCUUUUUAUUUCAAUCAUGACGUACAUCGUACACCACAGCAUAAUCCGAAUCAGCAGGAAAGGUUGGCACAUGCUCCUAAACUUCCUCUUCCACACUGCCGUGACGUUUGGAGUGUUUGCAGGAGGCAUCAACCAGAUCAAGUACCCCGUAAUCUGUCAAGUGGUUGGCAUUAUCUUGCACUACUCCUCCCUCUCUAGCAUGCUAUGGUUGCUGUUCACUGCCAGGAAUAUCUGCAAAGAGGUGUCAAAGGCUCCGCCCAUACCUCAGGACAGGGACCCGCCCACACAACCACGCCCUAAAGCCACUAUUAUCAGGUUUUAUCUUGUCAGUGUUGGGGUUCCCCUUAUCAUUGUGGGAGUUACGACUGCUGUUAGCUUGGACAACUACGGUAGCAGAGAUGAAGCCCCAUAUUGCUGGAUGGCCUGGGAGCCCAGUCUGGGAGGCUUCUACGGUCCAACCGCCUUAUUGGUCUUGGUCAUGUGCAUUUACUUUCUCUGCACAUUCGUGCAGCUAAAGCGGCACCCGGAGCGCAAGUACGAGCUGAAGGCGAUGACUGAAGAACAGCAGCGUCUUGCGGUAGCAGAAAUCGGCCACUGCCAUGCAGUCAGCGGAGAGCCAGGGGAGCAUGGCGAGCAUACGGGCUGCACAGCCAUCACUGCCUCCAUGUUGGCCAACGAACACUCUUUCAAAGCUCAGUUAAGGGCCAUCGCCUUCACACUUUUCCUCUUCCUGGCCACCUGGGUUUUCGGAGCCCUGGCUGUAUCACAGGGACAUUUUCUCGACAUGAUCUUCAGCUGUCUGUACGGAGCGUUUUCCGUCACGCUGGGGCUCUUUUUGCUCAUUCAGCACUGCGCAAAACGCGACGACAUCUGGCAUCGCUGGUGGGCCUGUUGCCCCAAUAAACCAAAGGUGGAGGUAAACGGUGAAGCAACAGGGAACGUUGGCCCACCCUCCCAAAGUCACAGCCAUACACCAUCCCACGGGCAGAACAAAAUCCACUGCCAGGUGGACUCGUCCUGCCCGGGUAAACCUCUACUCUCCCCGCACGUCCACUCCCCAUCACUGCAUUGUAAAUUGGGUAGCCUUCCAUCCACCCAGAACCUCACGAGCACCUGCUGUGCCACCUUGCACAGUCCCUCCACCAUGCUCGGGAACUCCCGCCCACACUCCCUCCCUGACGAACUACCCCGCCCAACCCUUCCCCUGCAAAGCUGCCUAAAGGACAGGUCAAAGACUCGAUCCUUCAGCCGACCUCGCCCCUGCCUCAGGGACUACUCGUGCCACAUGACCUCCACCAGCUUGGACGGCAGCAUGCAUAGCUCCCACCUGGACAGCCCUCACAGAGUCCACCUGGACAACCCUCUUACCUGCCACACCUCACAUUUGGAUACUCUGCUCUCCUGUCACAGCCCCCACCCCGACAACCAGCUGCGAUGCCCCAGCCCGAGUCCUCGCCUCGAGAACCUGGCCCCACACGACCUGCACGAUGGCCUUUCCUGCCACUUAGACAGUCAGCUCUCCUGCCACAGACACAUGAGCUGUGCCAAUGCAGACCUGUUCUCAAGCAUAUGCUGCCCCAAUGUUGACCCCUUUGUCAGUUCUUGCCAGGCAGAGGAUACUGACACGGGGCCGUUGAUGUACAAUUGUGCCAAGAUGGCCGAAAAAGAGGAGGAGGCUAUGCUGCAUUUGGAUAUGACCCCUCCGCGGGCAUCUCUGUCGUGCUCCCAGGCCACGCUCAACAGGAAGGGCACCCUCAGCCGGAGAGGGACAUUGAGCCGGAACAGCAGUCAGCAUGAGGACUAUGUGCUUACCGCCGAUUGCACAGGUAACAUUAGGACUGGACCUUGGAAAAAUGAGACCACUGUGUAGGCCUGUUUCUUGCCUGAGCUAAACUACUGUGUAGUCCCAGGGCUGUUACCCAGAAGCCCUCUCUCCUCUGAGCUAAGCUACUGUGUAGUCCCUCUGCUGUGACUGUCUUCACCACCUUAUUUCAUCUGUCACUAAAACUUCUCUUCCCCUUUAAGGAGGCAUUAAAACCUCUGCUUACCUGUUCUCUGAUGUCAUGUCGCCAUUCAUCUCGGCUUAUUUGGUUUUAUCCUCUCGUCAUUUUGAAGUGACAGCAAAGAACACGUGCCAUGCUUUUUUAUUUAGAUUAUCUUUUUUAAUCAAACUGAUUUUUGUACAUGUGUGUGAUUUGGAUUACAUAAUGUGCAAUUUUGUCAUUGUGGAUGUGUGUGUGUUUAGUGUGGGAGAAAAGAGCGCAUGUGUUUAUUUGUCUGCACGUGUUGACACGCUUGUGUGCAUAUCACAAGAUUUCCAUUUAGUCCUCUCUUGUAGAGCCCAAAUCUUCCACAUUUCUGGGUCGCGUCAAAAAUGUCAUCAAGUGGGGGAAGCACUUUUCAGUAACAGAUUUUCACUAUUAAAGAAAGCUGUGAAAUAUAACUCGGGAGAUUCAAGACUUGUGAUUUACGUGCCAAACAUUAACGAAUAUUAAACAUGCUGAGAUCUACUCUCUAGUAGCAGGUAGAAUGUGUCACAACUGAGCGAUCGUUUUUUCAUCUACAGACAUAAAAACAGCAAAUAUUCUCCCUGUGUUUCCAUGGUGACAAAUCGCGAAGAGAGUUUUCCCAGCCAAAAUGCAUUUUGAACUGCACAUGUGAUGUACGCACACAGCCUAUUUUGUUACUGACAAUAUGGUGCCAGUUAUGUUACGUUUACAUUAAAGGGACGGUUCUGCCAAAAAUACUUUACUCACCCUCGAGUUGUUCCAAAUCUGUAUAAAUGUCUUUGUUCUGAUGAACUGCUGUGAUGUCAUCGUCAAUAUUCAUAAAUAUUAGACACGUUUAAUAAAAUCUUUAAUGAGGAUGACUGGCAACGACUGGCUCACGAAUUCUAAGACUAGAGUCACAAGACACCACACACUGAACUAUUUUAUCUGCGAUUCUAAACCAUGCGUCGCCUUGGAAUUAUAAGGUUCUAUCUGCGGUCUGAGUAGUUUUGAGAUAUUGAGCUUUAAAGUUUUUGGAUUUCAUAUAGCAAAAACGAUAUGAGGAACAAAUCUCUUUUAUACAUGAAAAAGACAGAGACCCUUCAUAUAUUCAAAAUGUACAAUAUCAAUAUUUUCUGAAAUUUGUAAAUGGGUUUUUUUGGAACAGGUCAAACGCAGAUAGAACCUUCUGAUUCUGAAAAAUCACUUUUGGUUUAGAAUUAUAAGGUUUUAUCUGCAAAACAUUCAUUAAAGCAAUACAUUUUCAAGCAACACAAACAAUUUACUUAUAACUUUUGUUAAAACAUGAAAUUAGUGUAUAAGAAUGUGUAAAAAAGGUACAUUUACAUGGUUUUUAUGACACUUAUUUCAUAUUUUAGGAUGCUUUUUUCUUGUUCAAGUUAAGCAUAAAAGGCCGUGCUAAUUGUUGUAUUGAUGUUUUAUCCACAGAAAGUGGGACAGAUCAAAUUACUUUUUAGAGAUGAGUAUGGCUGAAAAAAACAUAAUGUAUUUUGUUGUAAUCAAGACUCUUGACGUUGACUAUUUGGCAUUAACUGCAUUAUGAGAGUCUAUGUCUAUGUAAACACAGGUAUUAGGAAGCUAGCGCUGCUGGCUAGUGUUGUGUCUAUAAAUAUAAAAAAAGUAAUGUCCUCAACAAAACCUAAAACAAAACAAAAAAUACUGUCGUUUGAGCUGCUCUCGUUGACAAGAGUAUCAAUAAAACAGUCAACCUUGAGGUUUCUUUUAAACAGUUUUGUGCUGCACGGUUUCCUCAGAUAUUCCCGUCACUGAGGAGUCUGGUCACAUGACAAAGAAAUCCAAUCCUGAUUGGUCCUCAAAGUGCUGUUUGGCUCUUGCAGAUAGAACCUUAUAGCACCAAAUUAUAAUUAGAUUUUGUAGAUAGAAUCUUUUUGUUUUCUUAAAAAAGUCCCAAAAUGCACACAUUUAAAAAACAAACAUGGCAUAAUGUAAAUAAUUUGUCACAGAAUAAGAAUAUGUGAAUAACUCAAUUUUGACCAAAAUGUCAGAUAGAACCAUAUAAUUCUAAGGCAACAAACGACUGAGCACAACUGGAAUAGAAUAGGCACGAUUGUUGGUUAUGAUAAAAUUCCAUUCAUAAUCGUAGUGAAAAUCGUUAAAUGUGUACCCAGCUUUAGAAAUCUAUACAGAUUUGGAACAACUUGAGGAUGAGUAAAUGAAGACAGAAUUUUCAUUUUUGGGUGAACUGCUCCUUUAAUGGCCUUACAGAAAUCGUCAGAUCCUUAUGUUAUGUAUUAAAUUGUUGUUCACUAUAAUAUAGGACACAUUAUUUGCUACAUUGAGCUACAUACAUUAAUGUGAUUGACAGAAAAACAUUGUUGCUUCCUGGAAACACUAUAGCGCUUCUAGUGACCUCACUUGUCAUUCCUCAUUAUAUUUGUUCAAAGCCAAUUAAGGUGAGUUUUACUUCUGACAUUUUAAUAAAUGAGACCGUUUCUCAUUAAGAGUUUGUAUCUUGUCACUGUGCACACACAGAAAUAAGUUUUUUAAAUCAUAUGUUGUCUAAACAGCAAGCUAUGAAACUAGUGGAUCUAGUGGAACUAAUUUCAGUGCUCAUCUAUGGUCAGAGAUUGCGAUGUAAAGGAUGAGAUGGUAUAUAACCAUGGGAUUUUGUUUUCUCAUUUUAUUAGAAUACCAAGAGAAGUACUGAAGUCAUGCGAACAUUUGGAAGAUUUUUUAAUUGUGUUGUGUUUCUUUGUGACCUCAGGGAUUGUGUUGCAGUUUCCACUAAUGAAAUCACACAAAAAUAAAUUUGCAUGCAAUUGAUAUAAUAUCCCAUAGUGUUUCACCAAAUUAUCCAAGAACUUAAAAAAAGGAAAUUCCCCGCAUCUACCAAGCCACGCAGGUUUGUAGCACGUGGAUAAGUUCUCCCUUAAAGCCCUGACAAAUGAAAUUUGUCUAACUGCCUUACCAUUUGUUGUACUUUAUAUUUACUCACCCGACCCACCUGUCAUUUAUAGCAGUUUUGGUACAUGUGAUUUGUGCUCUGACCUGACCCAAAGCCAGUUUUUUUUUUUUACAUUUGUCACAAUUUCCAAUAAAUGUAUUUUAUCACCAUA